AUGCACCCCGUAACAAGCGCUCUACUCUAUACUGUUUGUGUCAGUCUAGUUGUAUAUCUUCGCCAAAGAUGGAAUUCUUAUCGUGCUUUUAGGGCAGCUGCUAAGCAGCAUGGCUGUAAAAGGGUUCCGAGAUACUCUGAUCGGGACUCAAUAUGGGGCACCGACUUGAUGAAGAAGAGAGUGAAGGCUGUUAGUGAAGGUCGUCAAAUGGCCUUGUUCAUGAAACACUUCAACGAGAUCGGAAAAACCUUCGAAGAAAAUUUCUUUGCCACCAGAGUUAUCAAUACCAUAGAAGUUCACAACAUACAGCGAGUUCGUGCUCUUUCUUUUGAGGAUUAUGGAAAGUCAGCUCAAAACUUCUUCAAGGCAUUUCUAGGUGAUGGAGUCCUCUCUCUAGAUGGUGGUGGCCCGGACGGAAAAUCUCCUAUAUUUGUAGAGCAGGGAGACGCGGUUGCUUUAAAUAUCUGUGGUCCUAAUCACGAUAAAGAUAUUUGGGGUGAUGAUGUUGAGGAAUUCAAGCCACAGAGAUUUAACGAUAAAAGAAUGGGCUGGGAGUUUACCCCCUUUCUGGGUGGUCCUCGUAUCUGUCCUGCCCAACAAGAGGUCCUUACGCAGUCUCUAGAUACUGUUUUAGAGUAUGUCGAGAUGGUAAGAAUGACCACUGAGAGCCGCAACGGAGUUAAAGUUGCACUGUUCACUUCAGAAGGGGAAUAA
Messenger RNA from Botrytis fragariae, 714 nucleotides. Its product is annotated as putative cytochrome p450 alkane hydroxylase protein. Bases 1 to 714 code for a protein of 237 amino acids. Gene Ontology annotation, molecular function: iron ion binding; monooxygenase activity; oxidoreductase activity, acting on paired donors, with incorporation or reduction of molecular oxygen. Lineage: Eukaryota; Fungi; Ascomycota; Leotiomycetes; Helotiales; Sclerotiniaceae. The record is from RefSeq and is a predicted model, not a curated record. The transcript is spliced from 4 exons.